This is a messenger RNA of Trematosphaeria pertusa, 1884 nucleotides long. RefSeq lists its product as uncharacterized. The transcript has 2 exons. NCBI's taxonomy places the organism in Eukaryota, Fungi, Ascomycota, Dothideomycetes, Pleosporales, Trematosphaeriaceae. Gene Ontology annotation, biological process: regulation of transcription by RNA polymerase II. The record is from RefSeq and is a predicted model, not a curated record. Bases 232 to 1668 code for a protein of 478 amino acids. Gene Ontology annotation, molecular function: DNA-binding transcription activator activity, RNA polymerase II-specific; zinc ion binding.
CGAGGACAGAACCUGUCAUGCAUCGAUGGACAACUCAAAUUCUCCAUAAUCGGCUCCGGGAUCCUCGUAUGCACCCCUAGGGCGGCUUAGCGGCCGCGUCCGCAGCCUCUUUGCGCGCUACCCGCUCAGCCCCGAUGCCUCGGCGAAUUUUGGUCGGCAUCAGCGUAGUCUCCUCAAGACGAUGGAGCUACGCGCACCUGAAGGAGUACGAGUAUAUAUCUUGCGAGCUGGAUGACCUCUGGAUUACCAAUUCCUGUUUCAGAGCCACGGACGCCUUCGAUUAUGCCGCGCAAGAAGAAAGGGCUCCGAGUGUAUCACCAUAAAUCCAGAUAUGGGUGUUCGCAGUGCAAGCGAAGAAGAGUCAAGUGCAAUAUGCAAUCGCCCGCAUGCGGCAACUGCGCCCGACGAAACGAACUGUGCGAGUAUCCAACAUUCAGCGAUCCGCCGUCCGGCGAAUCAAGUGCAUCUCCAACUCAACAUCAAUGGUUAAACGAGGUCUCCGGCUUUCCGGUCUGCGGGGACGACAGCACACCAGUGCCACUCCAAUACGCGGACUGGCCCAUCAUACACGCGGGGCCACUAUCAGGCACCAUCGAGAGCAGAACCUCCUCCCCCGACACAAUCAGACCCCUAGUCUCGCUCCUCCUCCGCUACUCGUGGUUCACGGAGCAAGAGCAGGCCAUGUGGGUGCCCGCGCUGUCAAGAGAAGCCAGCAAAUACCCCUACCUGCAGCGCUGCAUCUCCGCACUGGCGUGUCUGGGACAGGAUACAAAACACCCCUAUCUGUCCAAACCCCCGGUCAAUGCAUACAGACACCAAGUCUCGGCAUCGAGCCUCUUCCGGCAAUCGCCACCUGUGAUCGACGAAGGCAACUGGGUAGCAGUCCGCUCCUUCAGCGUGCUCAUGCUCGUCUUCCAGUUCUACACGCAGAAGACGUGCCGACCGGAGCAAUUCGACAUCAUCGAGACGCUCCAAGUAAUGCGCAGCACCAUGUUCCUCGAGUCCGCAUCAAAGUGCUGGUUGCACAAGAGUCCCUACUGGCCCCUUAUUAUGGAGAGAACGAACAUCACCGCCUCAGAGCCCGACGAAGGCCUGAAGGCAGCAUUGAAACAUCUAGGCGACGUCAUUUCCGAGUCAAUCGGGGACGAGUACGAUAACCCCGACGACGAGCAACGCGCCGAGAUCAACAACCAUGCCUUCUGCGAAUUGCGCGAGUGGGCUGCCCAAUGUGCGGCGCACCCGCGUAGGUGGUACCACUACUGCCAAUGGCCCGGCAGGGUAAUGCCCGAGUUCUUCGACGUCCUCGCUGGAGGCGACGACAUCGCGCUACUCAUCCUGGCUCACUGGGCAACAAUUAUGCAUCUAAGCCCCAAGCCCAUCGUGCAGUCCUGGGCACGCCGCACGGCCUUCUAUGCUAUCAGAAAGCUGCGCGGGGGCUGGAGCGACGUACUGGUUUGGCCUUUGGCACUGCUCUCCGCGCAGCCGGAGGUGCCCUUUCAUCGCGGUGAACCAGUCCCCACGGAUUUGCAAUUUCCGAGCUAUGCGGGCGGUAUCGACCCGCAGUUGUGCGCUAGCACGCCGGUUGGCGUGCAUCACGACAUUGUACCCGGACCGAUGGAAGGCUUGGGCGUGGGGUGGGUGCCCUAUGUACACACGACAUUGGCGUGAAGUCCGCCGCGAUGAUAGUGUACAUGGGCUUGGUAGCUUCGCAGCAUGCAUCUUUCGGAGCGUCUGCUUGCUCAGGCUGUCGGGCGACGCUUGGAGCCGCUAAUGUAUGCGUAUGACCCUCCGGUCGGGCGUGCUGGGGAGAUUUAGUAAUAAACGACUUUCCAGCAUAUGCCAUGCCCAAGAAUACGGUGCCCUGCUCGCUCUCGACAGGUCUCG